UUCACUCGCGGUUAUUAGUCGGCCGCGCGCGCUCCGACGAGCAUGUGUUUCGUGUGACGCGCUUCGCUACUUCGCGGCGGCACGUUCGAUUUCGUUGACGAGUCGAUCGUGGUGCGAGAUGGCUCCGCGACGGCAGGGUGCCACCGGGGAGCGCGAGGCGGAGGACGCAUUCGGCUGCUGCGUACCCGGGGAAUGUCUUCGCCCUCGCGAGCCGGUGCGGGUGGAAGAUGCUAUUCGCGUACUCUGCAAUAACGACACGUGCGCCGCCGGCCGGUACAUGCACCGAGAAUGUUUCGAGCAAUGGGAAGGAGGAGUGCUCGCCUAUCUCAAGUCCUGUGGCCGAGCGCGAUCCUGGUCGGAGCGGCAGAGACACCAAAAUUUAUGGACAAAAAAGGGUUACGAUCUGGCGUUCAAAGCUUGCGGGUGCCGCUGCGGCCGCGGGCAUUUAAAGAAAGACUUGGACUGGGCACCGCCUUGUGCUGCCGUGAGAUCGGACGACGAGAAGAAGAAGCGCAGACGAGCGAGAUCCGGUCGCACGCCGGCGGCGGUAGAUACGCGGUCGAGAGCAUUCAGCCUGUCCAGCUCUGGGUCCUGCUCCCCGCCGUCAGCAUCUUCCGAGCCUUCCACCAGUCCCACCCAUGCACCGCCUCAUACCAUGACACCGGCCAAGAGGAACUCCAAAACUGAACUCGUCUCAGAUCGUAUUAGAGCUGGAGCUGGCGCGAAUGGGAUAUUUUCUAGAAGAUUGGACUUUUCUACCUUCAACCUUCUACCGAAGCACAAAGUCAACUCAUAUCAAAUUAAGAUCGAAGACGAGGGUAACCAUGGCAACGACGACACGCGCCUGUUCAUCCUGUCGACGCUGGCCGGCCAGCACAAGCCGCGGGUGUCGUGUGCGCUGUGCAAGGAGACCCUGCACGUCUUCGACCGGUAUCCACUGGUUGACGGCACCUUCUUCCUCAGCUCGAGGCAGCACACGAGCAGCGCGGUUGAGGUGAAAGUGGAGGGUCGCACGCAGUACCUGACGUGCGUGUGUAUGGGCUGCCUGGAGCGCUGCGACCCCGAGCGCACCAUCCGCUGCCGGUUCUGCGGACAGAAGUGGGACGGCUCCUCGCUCGUGCUGGGCACCAUGUAUUCCUACGACAUCUUCAUGGCCACGCCCUGCUGUGCUGAGCGGCUCAAGUGCAACAACUGCUACAAGCCGCUGCUGCACCCGCACCAGCGGCUGAACUACUCGGACUACUCGCACCCGGUGACGUGCCCGCACUGCCGCGUGCUCGACACGCACUUCGUCAAGCCGCUGUCGUACUGCUUCACGAAACGGGCGUUCCCGCUGUUCCAGCAGUGGCCAUAACAAU
Molecule: messenger RNA, 1358 nt
Organism: Aricia agestis (brown argus)
Lineage: Eukaryota; Metazoa; Arthropoda; Insecta; Lepidoptera; Lycaenidae
Gene: heca
Product: headcase protein
Exons: 5
Coding region: 119-1354 (411 amino acids)
Source: RefSeq, a predicted model, not a curated record